UCCAAAAUUUCUAAGAAAAACUCUUAUUUACAAUCUUGAAGAUAAAUCAUUCAUUAGUAUUGAUAUUUAUGGCACUACGAGUUAAAUUUGAAUUAUUACCUUGGCGAUUUUUGUCCUUUUAUAAAUAUGUAGGUGUAUGUAGGAGAAUAGAGCACUGGCCACUGAAGUCAACUGUAGCCAAGGGGAGACGAGGCCGCGAGCUACGAUCCGCGAGAUGACCGGCGUGUUGGCUAGAGGGGCGGGUUUUGCUUGCUUGGUGGCCGGCAGCAGGAAGGCAUUGAUGUGCGGAUGUGGCGAAGCUGCCAACACACUGCCCUUAUCCACUGUGGCAUGUCCCUGGAGCGCUGUCACCGCCUGGUCAGCUGGUUUUGUGAGGAGGGGAGUGCCCCGGUCCCCCGCCACGCACAGCACAUGGCCCUGCAACACCCUACCCCUGCACACCAUGACAGAGCAGAGGCGCGGCGUGUGGGACUUGUUCAGAAGAGUUAAUUUUGGAAGCUAUGCUGUGCUGGACAAUGUAGGGGAAGUUUCGUUACCCCAGCCUGUCCCCACACACAUCCCUCGUCCCCCUUAUGCUGAGACAGGAGAGCCUCUGCCACCCCCCACUACCCCUGACAUACACUCCUUGUCUGGGGAGGAAGCAAUAAGGAAUGCUUGUCGUCUGGCAGCUGAAGUGCAGAAUGCUGUGAGGGAGAACAUCAAGGCUGGCAUGACCACAGAGGAGGUGGAUGCCCUGGUACACAGUCGGGCUAUAGCUGCUGGAGCAUACCCUUCCCCUCUGAACUACCGCGGCUUUCCCAAGAGUGUGUGUACUAGUGUCAAUAAUGUAGCAUGUCACGGCAUCCCAGACGACAGACCGCUGAUGGAUGGUGAUAUUGUGUCCGUGGAUGUGACGGUGUUCAUAGGAGGUUACCAUGGGGAUUGCUGUGAGACCUACAUGAUCGGGGAAGUGGAUGACCCUGGCCGGCACCUGGUAAGGGCUGCACGCAGGUGCCGAGACGAGGCCAUUGCUCUGUGUGGACCGGGUGUGCCUUUUUAUGCUAUUGGUAACCGAGUGGAGAAGGUGGCAGAACAGGAGGGAGUGAGAGUAGUGCCUUGCUUUAUUGGCCAUGGGAUCAGCAAUUACUUUCAUGGUCCACCUGACAUUUACCACUGCUACAACUUCUACCCUGGGGAGAUGGAACCAGGAAUGACCUUCACGGUGGAGCCAGUCAUCACACAGGGCAAAGAGGAGGUGGUGCUGCUGGAGGAUGGCUGGACAGCAGUCAUGUUAGACAAUGGCAGGGCAGCACAGUUUGAACACACAAUCCUCAUUACUGACUCAGGCCAUGAGAUCCUCACUGAGUUCAAAGGAAACAGUGGACAUUAGUUUUACACACACACACACUAUCUGUGUUGGUGUGUGUGUGUGUAUGUGUGGAAGUAUCAUAAUCAUGGAAUUUGAAAGAACAGCUAAUAGACUCAGCUUCCAUCCUGUCUCUCAGUUCCCCAUCUCUGGUCACAGUUUUGUUGUUCAGUGAUACACAACCCAUUCAUCCACCAAUCCCUGCCUCCAUCCACCUUAUCCCACCAACAUUGCUCUCCUUCAUUUGCUGGCUCACUACAUUAUGUCCCCAACAAACCACAUAUACAUGCCCUGGGGCCUAAGAUAUAGUGCCUUAGGGAUCUGCAAUGAUAACAGAUCUGAUAUUCCUCUGUUUGUAACAGUUUAAUCUAUAAAACCCCUUUUCUCUAUAAGGUUGAUGGGAGAUUCAGCAUGGAAGGAGAUAGUCCUAAUUAUUUGACAAAGUUUUCUAACCUGUACAGUUAUACAUUAAGUUAUGAUCAGUACCUACACAUGAGCCAUCUGAGAAAGAGAAAGAAAAUGCAAGGAUUAAUGAAAAUUAUAACUUCCUGUGUAGUGAGUAUGUAAUUCCCUGUGAUACAAAUUUUGAGAUUGUGAUUUCAUUACUAAUUAGUCCAGACAAACAAAUGUAAUAAGAAUAAAUCACUCAUGAAAAUUCUUUAUUGUUAUAUGUCAAUAGUUAUAAAUUAUUCACAAAACAUCAAAACUUCUUGAUAUAUAACUUUGAAUAUUUUUUAAAAAUUACAUUUAAAAUAUUUUACAAUCUUA
Portunus trituberculatus (swimming crab) is the source of this 2113-nucleotide messenger RNA. RefSeq names its product methionine aminopeptidase 1D, mitochondrial-like. NCBI's taxonomy places the organism in Eukaryota, Metazoa, Arthropoda, Malacostraca, Decapoda, Portunidae. Gene Ontology annotation, molecular function: metalloaminopeptidase activity. The transcript has 6 exons. The coding region runs from base 215 to 1369 and encodes 384 amino acids. The record is from RefSeq and is a predicted model, not a curated record. Gene Ontology annotation, biological process: proteolysis.